UGUGUGUGUGUGUGUGUGUGUGUGUGUGUGCGUGUGCUGUAGCUCAAUUGGUUAGAGAGUGCAUUUGGAGAAUGAAAACAUCCGGGACCUUGCAGGGUUGCAGGUUCAAGUCACAGUGAUGGCGAGCUAUGGCAUAAUUUCCUUAAGCAAGAAACUUACACACAAUUGCUUCUCUCGACUCAGGAGUAUAAAUGAGUACCGGGUCAUUGACUAGGGUGGACAUGAUCGCUGGCUUGGCUCUGACAUCAGCAGCAGACGGGUACGUGUGGGCCUUGGUGUCCAGUCCCAAAGCUGCGCCAUAGUCAGUGCCCCUGGAUGACUCUGGCCAAGCUCCAGGUGGAUUGUAGCGCUGGCCCUAAGCCUCCACGUAGCGCAUGGAGGCCCUGUCUCUAGAGGCAGGGGAUCUAUCUCCGCAAUUGACCUUAAGGUUGACGUCAUUCACGAAUGACGUGGAGAGCUUGACAUUUGUUCAUUUUGUCCAUUUCUGUGCGUGUGCUGUGCAUGCAUGUGUGCUGUGCAUGCAUGUGUUGUGAGAGGUUGUUCAGAAGCAGAACCUAACACUUUGCAGGGGACACAUAAAUCUUAUUGGUCAAAUGGUAUGUUCCAACACAUGUUUGUUGAGUCAUAUUUCAGCUUCAUUCUUGGAUUUCAUUAUCUUUGGACUCAAUUCUGCUGAUGAACUUUGCCAGGCUGAUAUCAUAUUUGUACUUGUAACUGUUUACAAACACCAGCAAACUGUUAGCCACAUUUCUCUCCGAGCAUCUGCCUCACUGUGCCACCACGUGUGUCUAUCCAUCUGUUCAACACGUGUUUUUGAGCUUCAAGUCAAUUUGCUUGGGCUCAUUCAAGUUUUAUUGGAGACAAAGGAGUUUAUCGAUAUUUUGUUGAAGUUGUGUCUAUCAGCUUGUAAUGAAACUCUUCUUCGAGGAUUCCGUCGGAUGCUUGCAUGUGAUUACGAUAUUUUGCGUAUUGGAGCUAUUCAGUGCUGCAUAAAAUUACUGUCUGCUGACAGCCAGUUUGCUGAAAAGCUGUUGCAGUCUGAUAUUUCAGAGUUUCUCAGUGAACUGCUAAAGACAACCAAUGAAAGUGUGCUACGGUGUGCUUUGCAAUGUCUUUAUCUCAUUGCAGACCACCAGCUUUACUACUCCGGUUGUCACUCAAUCUAUGGAAUUGAAGCGAUCAUUACUGUGCUCACUGUGACAUCUAAGAGCAACAAUUCAACAAGACUUUCUUGCUGUGGACUACAACUGCUAGAAAGACUCCUUUCAAGGCAGCCUGCUAGCUUGCAGUUAUUCAAUUCAAUGACUUUGAGCUUCAAGUGCAUGGACGCCAUUACUUCAUUUCUGUCGUCAAAGGAUGAGACUGUGCAAACAUUAGCAUGGACAACACUGGCAUCAUUUUUACGGCAGCAGCAUAUACCUCACGUGGUGGACAUGUAUGGAAACAUUUCAAAAGCCCUUGCAGUAUGCAGAGAAUGUACAGGUGAUGACAUCGCAGCUGUAGUGCCAAGCAGUGAAGAGUUAUUAGGAGCUAUUCUUGAGUCUAUGGACAAAGCCUGCCAGCUUGGAACAUUAGAUAUCAGUACUGUAAUAUCACAAACAACUGACACAUUCAACCCAUGCUCUGUUAACAGCAUUCCUGACAAUAGUUUAGUUGAGAACGAAAGGGCAAAUCUUGUACAGCAACAUUUUCGCCAGCAGCUUGUGGAGUUAUGUGACUCUUCGUGUAUUCCUUAUGCUAUGAUGUUGAUGAGAGACAUAGAAGGCCACGAGGACUUUCAUGAGAUUUUCUACCGCCUUUUGAUGAAACUAGUUACUUUGGAUGAGGAGAUAGGAGAAGCAUUGGCUAUCAAAUGGGCUGACGUUGGGAUACUAAGGUUUGCCGUUAACGCUAAAGUGAAACUCAGUACGGCUGUCAGAAAGUCAUCUACCCUGUGCAUUGCUGUUGACGAUCUUUUGUCUGAGAUGUGCUACCGAUUGCUCCGCCAGAUGCGCCUUGGUUGUUCAGACGAGACCGAGCAUGUCCGAUUGGUUCUGACGGAUAGUCUGCCAAGGAUUACUGGCACCAUUUCAGAGUGUCUUUCCUUGCUCUACCAAAACUAUUCGCCUUGCUCAACUACUUCUUGUCAUCAAACUGCUCUCUUAGCACUACUGACUGUAUCAGCGAUGUGCAAUCAUAGGCUUGUUUCGGCCGUUCUGCUUCUUUCUGCUUUGUCCAGCUUUGUAGAAGUUGUAGGAGACAUAUGCUUAUUACCCAAUCUCGUUAGCAAGUUUGUCACGUAUCUUUUUGCGGACAGCAUGACACAGCUGUGCGGAAGCAAGAUUCAAACGAACUACCGGAAUGUUGAAGAGCUGCUUUGUCGAAGUCUCCAACGAUCCAAAGACUCCAACACAGACACGGUGCAUUUGACUUUUUUACAUCCUACUGUGCUGCAGUGGAUAAUGAUGUCGUCUCUUCGAUCGAGUAAAUACGGAAUGAAGAUGUUGCUGCGUUUCUUAUCCAUGUAUGAAGACGUCAACACUUGCUUAGACGAUAUAGGGAUCGAUAAAGAAACUUGUGUCGCUUGCUUGACGGAAAAUGCACUGACAGAGGACUGUGUAGACGUUACGUAUACAUUUCAGUUGGUGAAAAGUCUUCAUGGAAUCGUUAUGUCUGAUAUUCCUGCUUUUAAUUCUGCUAAAGACAUAUUGGAAAGGACUAGUUUUCGGUGCAUACAUCUACUUGUCGGCAAGCUUCUAUCGAAUCAUAGAUUGUCUCCUCUUCCCGAUGCCACUGUUGAAGCUGUGUUGAUUUUGUUGACGAGACAGGCGAUGUCGGAGGCACAGGUUUCCUUUGCUGGAGAAGCAACCGAAUUGAAGUACAUCUGCCAAGUGAUGUCAGUUCUUGAAAGAAGCUUGUCACGGGAUACUCCAGCACAUGACGUAUUGCUUGCCGCCCUCAACUACUUGCACGUUGCUACUUCAAAAUCAACGAAAUGCAACCACCAAGUCUUAUCGGUCUUGUUAUCAAAUGCUGACUUUGUGCAGUCCCUUCAGUAUUUGUUGAAUACUACGGUUGUUCGAGCAAAAUGCGUAGCUGCUGCUUUGUACCUGACUGGACGGCUGGUGGAGUCUGCUCACGAUUUUAAUAUUCCCUGUCAAAAUCGGCUCCAUCUGGUUGCUGAUUACUUACUGUUUUUGGCUGAUCCACAAACAGGAUCGAUCACUGCCUCAGGUGCACUGUUUCUGUGGUCAGCGAUGUUGAAGUAUGAGUUGUUUGUUCAAUUGGCAUACAAUAAAGACGCACUAAGAGAUGCAGAAACGUCAAUGCUGAACGUCAGAGAAAACGUUUUGCGACGUCUCGUUAUUCUUCUCCAGAACCACGUACUUCAAGGAGAUACGUUAGCAGCCAAUUCUGCGGUUAGGUGCUUUGGGGAGCUGUUAACGUAUACGCACAGAUAUUCGCCAAUGAUCACUUUGAAGUUAAUAAAGCAACCAUGGAAUAUAUUGUGUGUUAAAUCUUGCUUGCUACAUUCCUCAGUGUAUUCGGUCAGCACAGUCGUCUUUGUGUGUUUGCUGAUUAAGUAUUCUGAUGCACAUCCUAGGCAUCACCAUUGGCCAUAUUAUGAAGUUGUAUCUACUCUAACUGAUUGCUUUAUCCACUUCCCAUCACUGGAAUGUACUAAGUCGCAGCUACUAUGGGCAUUUAUUCAACUACUACAACAGAUUAUUGAGAAAGGCAUUACCAGUACUGAUCACAUGGCAAGGGAGAAAUGUGCUAUUGUUGUAAACCUGUUGCAGCACAUACGGAAAUCACUAAAUGUGUCCACUGCCCAAAAACAAUGCUGCCCCCAGUCAGAAUUUAUAUUCAUUGAUGGUGUAUUGGUGGAUGAUCAAGUCUGCUCUGAUGCAAGUUCAUCAGCAAUAUGUCUCCAACAUGACACCAGUAUUCUUCAAACAGUUAUUGAAGGUCUACUAAAGUAGUUAAGCAACUAGAUGACAUGCCAUGCACUUUCAGUUUAACCUAUAACUGUACUGUUUGUUAAUUAAUCAACAAAGAAACUAACAAUAGCACA
This is a messenger RNA of Corticium candelabrum, 4054 nucleotides long. Its product is annotated as meiosis inhibitor protein 1-like. Gene Ontology annotation, biological process: meiosis I. The transcript has 35 exons. The coding region runs from base 594 to 3962 and encodes 1122 amino acids. Lineage: Eukaryota; Metazoa; Porifera; Homoscleromorpha; Homosclerophorida; Plakinidae. The record is from RefSeq and is a predicted model, not a curated record.